AAACGCUAUCUUUGCUCCUUUUGCCAGAAUCGCUCUCUCUCUCUCUCUGUCUCCCUCUCUCCCAAAAGCUUCUGAACCGGCCCCUUUCACCUUCCAUGGCUGCUGAAAUUACAGAAGGUUUCAAACGGUUGAACCCUUUUGCACCCGAGUACUUCCCCUCCUACUAUUGCCCCCCACCGCCCCCGCUAAACCCUAGCUACUAUUAUUCCUCAUAUUCCCAUCAAACUGCCACUACCGUUUUCUUCAAUCCCUCUGUUCCCACUGCUCAAACCCUACCCUCUCAUCACUUUGCACAAGGUCCUCAAGUGCCUGAAAAACAGCAGCAGAAAAGCUAUGGCAAUGAUAGGGUCCAAAACGAGAAGACGACUGUUCCUCGUCCCAUACGGCUAGUUAGGGGAAGAAGGUCCACUUUCAGUUAUGGAUGUCUAGGGAGUAGUAUUGAUGGUAAAAAGCAAAAGGGUAAGUACGAGAAGAGGAAGGAGUGGAAGCCAAGGGUUCGCGGCAGCUAUAGGAUGUCUGACGAUAAAUUUAGAACUAUUAAUUGGAAGGGAUGUAAUGAUCUACGUGUGGAAUACUUAAAUAAUUUCUCUAUGCCGAAGAAGGUGAAAACCAAAAGUUACUCGGAUGUUUUGCAUGUGGAAGAACAUGGAGAAAAUACAGCCGUCAUGAUCAGAAAUAUCCCAAACAAAUACACCCGGGAUAUGCUGAUGGCGUUUCUGGAUGCCCAUUGUGCUGAGGAGAAUGAUAAACCGGAUGUAGGAGAUGAGAUUUCGUCCUAUGAUUUCUUAUAUCUGCCUAUAGACUUCAAUACUGGGUUUAACAAAGGGUAUGCGUUCGUCAACUUCACCAACAGCAAGGCAGUCUGGAAAUUUUCUGAAGGGACUGGUGGGAAGACUUGGGAUCUUUUCUACUCUUCAAAGAAACGUGAAAUUGCCUACGCCAAAAUCCAGCAAAAUAUAAUGAAUGAUACAAUGGUGUUAGUGGUGAUUAAUUACGACGUAAUUGGUGAUCAGGGCAAGAAGGAGCUGGUAAGUCAUUUCGAGACGAUGAGGUUUCCUUGUGCAUCAGAGGACGUGCUGCCGGUGUGUUUCGACCCACCUCGAGACGGUUCCAGGAUGUCUGUUCAGAUCUCGACUGUAGGCCAUGCAGUGGAUCUUAAUCGACAUGACAAUUAA
Malus domestica (apple) is the source of this 1175-nucleotide messenger RNA. Its product is annotated as protein MEI2-like 1. The record is from RefSeq and is a predicted model, not a curated record. Lineage: Eukaryota; Viridiplantae; Streptophyta; Magnoliopsida; Rosales; Rosaceae. Gene Ontology annotation, molecular function: RNA binding.